AUGGCUAGUGAUCAUUGUGCCGGAAAUGCAGGGCAGUGGGUGAUUCCUGAAGUUCCAGAUUGCUUUCACGGUGAACUGACCCGUCAAGAAGCUGAAAAGCGCCUACUUCGCUUCUCCAUUCCAAACAGUUAUCUACUUCGCCUCAGUGUAUAUGAAAAUGAAGAAACUGGACAGAUAUCUCUGUACUAUGCCUUGUCCUUUCUUACCUCGAAGCUUCCACCACAGGAGUUUUAUACUCGUCGAGUCAGAGCUACACGAAGAUAUGAGCCGCCAUGUAACUUGCGACUCGGGUGCAAACCUGGUGACGAAUUUCUUAUUGUCGACGAUGAGUCUCACCCUGAUUGGAUGCUAGCAACCUCGGUGCAAACACGUCAGAGUGGAUACCUUCCGAAGUUUUGUCUUGAGAGAAUUGUUAUUUUGCAUGCACUAGACGGGCCGUUCAGUUACCUCCUUCGUCUGUGUGACUCCGACCCUGGCCUUUACACUCUCCUCGUGUAUGAUGGGACCCGCAUUCUCAAGUACAAAAUAGCCACAAGUGUUGUUUGGUGGGCUACUGUGUCUCCGAUUAAUGCUAGCCAGACGGCUUCGAAUGGUGCUGAAGGCGACGGAGACGAAAACGGCGGUGGUGCCAGCUGCGUGAAUCCUGUUAUCCAGCCUUUCACGAAGCCUCUCUACGAGUCGGUAGUCAAGAUUCGCUACAACAAUCUUUGGUACACAUCGGUGGAGAAUGUUGUUGCUGCUAUCGAGGCUCAAUUCAACCAAUCGACAUCACCCUAUCAACCCUGUCCUAUUGAAUUGAAACCCGUCCAACGCGGGCCGAAGUUGACGCCUUCUCAGGAUUCCAUCUAUAUGGCCGUCAGUUUUAAUCGAAGACCUCCCUCACCUCGCGCCGUCAUCGAGAUACACGGGGAGCUUUCUCUUUGGUUGCCGCCUAAGAAAAAAUGGAAGCCAUUAUACGCAUCGCUUGAUGGUGAACAGAGCAUUAUUACACUAACUGAUGGAGAUAAACGGAAGCCCGAACGAAUUGAUCUCUCCCGUUGCGACUUUUUCCCAGUGCAUCCUCUAAUGUUUGACAAGCCUCACUGCUUCGGCCUUCUUCUUUCUUCCACGGGUGAACGCGAGGAUUAUGUAUUCGCCGUCGAACCACCUAAUUCCUUCAACCCAUUUGCCAGUGCUGGUGGCGGUUUUUCGGUAGGUUCUUUGUCGUCGACUAACGCCUCUACACCCUCCAUUCAGUCAUCAUCGUCCGCCCGAACGCAGCACGGGGCAGGCAACACGUCAUCUGGGCCUACCUCCUCUAGCACCAACGCCUUUCUCUCAGGCGGAACUACUGAUCUCGACCCUCAGGCCUAUGCCGGUAGAUCUGAUUCCUCCGGAACCUCUGAAGUACCAGCAGGCUGUCAGCGUUUCUAUGGCCUAAGCAACGCCGCGGGAUCAAGUUGGUCUAAGACCCUCAAUUACCCAGCUGUCAAUUUGUCGUCUGUCGCGGGGGCUGUUGGCAAGACUGCAGGAGGAGGCUCGUGUGGCGGACCGUCACUUACAGACCUGGCCUACGUGCGUUGGCUAAAGGCCCUUGCUGCACAUUGUCGCAACACUCGUGCUGAAUCUGCUGUAGACGCUGAUCCUGAACGACGAAGGAGUGAAGUCCGAUGCUUUCGGACGCUAGAGGUCAAGCUUACAAAUGCUAAACUCCACCCAAUGCCACCGUCUGGACGCCGUGAAGUCGCAGUCUACUCUGUUUUUGUUGACGGCCUCGAGAUCGCUCGUGCAUACAGUGGUGCCACGAACCAGACAAUCACAUUUGAGGAGUUUCCUUGUGGAUAUAAGAAAGUGGAAGUAACUUAUCGAGAGGACAAAAAGAAACGACAGCCUCUUGUGCUGGCUGAACUUGAUUUAACUGCACAGCAACCCACCAAUGUAGCGAGUGGGAGCACAGCAUCCCAGCAAUCCCUUUUGGGGAGUUCAGCAAGUGUCGAUUUAUCAGCAAGUGCAGGAACUGUGGGGAGUCGUAGUUCCGCCGGGGGCUGUGAUUCACCAGAGAGCCAGCCUCCACCACUGCCCAAGCCAACCUUCUCCCCAAAGCCGAUUUGCAGUUUUCGUGAGUCCGUCUCUCCCCACGCCACUCUCACUUACCGUGAACUUUAUGUCCUGCCCUUCCAAUGUUAUGACAAACUGCGAAAGGUGAUAACUUCUCACUUGGAAAGCGAACUUGUUCCCGUCUGUACAUACAUGUGGGAGGUCUUGGCAAGCGAUCAAAAUAAUUUUCAAUCCAGUCUCCUACUCGCUUGCAUUGAGUCCAAACGUCAUCUUGAAUUGAUUGUCAAUCUACUGAAGGCCAUCAUUCCUUCCGACAAUCCCAGUGGUGCCUUCAGAUCGAAUGCCCUCGGCCAAUUAAUCAUGGAUCAGUAUAUGAAUAUGGUGUGUUCUGACUGGCGCCAAAACUGCUUCCGCCGCGUCUUCAACGAGGUGGCAAAAGGCGCCCCUGUUGCCCUCUCCUCCGCUUCUCCGCCAACAGCGUGCACGGUGCCCGCGCGAACAGUCAAGGGUUCCACUGGAUGGGAAAAGUACCCGACUUCCGACGUGUGUGAACCCUCUUCCUCUUCGUCCGGGUCGUUCAGCACUCACUCAACUUCAGAACUGCAUCGGGUUGCAACGUGCCCUGCGCAGCAUCACAGCGAUGCAUCUCCUGUUACCUCACAAGUGUUUUCCUUAUCCACUCCCCGAGCCAGUAAUUAUUCCAGUCAGGCAGAGUGGUAUUGUAGUCUGGUUGAAUUACUGAUCGAGGAUUUGCUAGAAUACGCCAAAGAAUUCCCUCUUCAAAUUCGCUGGAUUUAUUCCGAACUACAGAAAUGCCCAGAAUUGCAAUCUACAAAUGUUGUCUUGUGUAAUCUGCUCUUCCUCCGUGGCCUCUGCCCGUCGCUCUGCAAGGGUUGCGACGUUUCGGGGGCCGAAUCCCCUGCUCUCCGAGACUCAAAGGCCCUGAAGACUGUUGCAAAAUACCUCAUUGCUUUAACUAGUCAAAAACCGAACGUUAGCGAGAACAGUCUCCCACCUGACGUGUUCACUUCGUGCAGGUCUAAGCUCCUCAACAAGUUCGCGUCCCACGUUUUGUCUCCACUGUCAACGGAGGAGUUGAAGCGCCUAGAGGGUCUGUACAUAGAGGAGGCAAUGCGUGCAAGUGCCAGCUCUAUGAGUCGCGAACUUGCCCAAUUAGCCAGUUACUUUCAGCUGGUUUUUUUAUCUGAUUCAACUCCCGGCAGUGGUGGCAACUGGGAGGACACACCCACGCUGCUUAAUAGGGAGCAGCUCGCCGUCAUACAGAGGCCAAAUGCGCCACACCUGCGCGAGAGCCUACUGGAGUUAAAUAAGCUUACCCCAACGACCUCAGCGCCUGUUCCUCACCACCAUACGGAGAUGCCAAUGGCGAUGACCCCUCACCCGAAGUUGAGUGCGGGGCUGAUGAAAGGUCUCAGUGGAAUCUUCGCUUCCUCAUCCGGGUCAGCCUCUAAGGGAACUGGCGCCAGUCCUUCAAAUGCUUCCUCAAUGUAA
This is a messenger RNA of Mesocestoides corti, 3549 nucleotides long. Lineage: Eukaryota; Metazoa; Platyhelminthes; Cestoda; Cyclophyllidea; Mesocestoididae. The record is from the annotation of a GenBank genome assembly.